Molecule: messenger RNA, 456 nt
Organism: Penicillium cosmopolitanum
Lineage: Eukaryota; Fungi; Ascomycota; Eurotiomycetes; Eurotiales; Aspergillaceae
Exons: 1
Coding region: 1-456 (151 amino acids)
Source: RefSeq, a predicted model, not a curated record
AUGUAUUUGCCUAAGGUGGAACUUGAACACGAUGAGAUCGUGUUUUUCGUGUUGUCAUUGCGCAUGAAGAAAACUCAAUCCAGGAGAAAGUUCAUGAUUCCCCUUUGGUCUCCGACUAUCGCCUCGCUUGAAGUGCAAUUACUUUUCCACCUUACACGAUACGGCAAGUGCGCACCGUCGGGCCUGACGUACAUCAUCUCCACUUGGUUCGACCAUCACUCCCCUCAGAGCGCGACACUAUCAGCCGCGGACCCUGAUGGUGCCCUUGGCGCCCGCGUUGCACGUCCGUGGAUCUUCGCCUCUCCACUCGCUCGAGCUUCGCUUGGAUGCCACUCCUCUUCACCCGCUCGCCUAGUCCAAAUCUCGACGUUCGUCCGCGUCUGUGCUGUCGAUUGCCCGAUGCCGAUUGCUCAUCGCAACUCACAGAGCCUUUGGAGACGGCUUGAGAGCGAUUGA